Messenger RNA from Cydia amplana, 1144 nucleotides. RefSeq lists its product as uncharacterized. The transcript is spliced from 2 exons. The record is from RefSeq and is a predicted model, not a curated record. Bases 101 to 1144 code for a protein of 347 amino acids. Lineage: Eukaryota; Metazoa; Arthropoda; Insecta; Lepidoptera; Tortricidae.
AAUUGCAUUAAUAUUUUCUAAUGAUUAUUUACACGAGUAUACUUAGGCUAAUAAAAAAGUAAUAACUGCUUACAUUUGCUGUGAAAUACUAAGUUGGAAAAUGAUAUUAGCCGUUGCUCUUAUUCUUCUGUGUACUAUCAACAUUGAGGGUCUUCCCGCUGACAAACAAACCCAAAAAAUCGGGAGAACUUCAAAAAAUGCCAAGACAACCAAGAAUACUAAUACUCAGUAUCCACCAAAGAACCCGUUCAAUAUUGAUAAAUACAAAAUAAGAGAUAGAAAUAAAAAUCCAGCAGGAGAAUAUGAGACACUUGACAUAUUGUCUGAAGAAGAAGUGGAUAUCAAAGAAAGUAUAGACGUAGUAAAGAAAUACCAACUCGAAAUGAAUGCUAACGUAACUACUAAGACAUCUCGCAAACCCUUCCAUGAAAAGUACGGGACAUUUCUGCCUGUAAACAAAAAUACUAAGCCAGUAUUCAAAGAUUUUCUGGAAAAAUACGCGCUCACAACAGUUUGGGACCAAAUAGAUAAAGAACGAAUAUUAACUGGCAAAAACAUCACAAGACGUAAAGAAAUGGUGUCCCUAGUUAAAGGCGUUGAUAACACAGAUGAGCUCUUGAGUCUUCAAGUAGAAAACGGCAGAGCCAAGUUGCCAGUACAAGCAGCUCGAAGAUUCAGAGCCGGCAAGCAUAACCUCGACGGAAACAUGUUUCAGUUCAACUACAUGCAUAUACACCAGUACAUUAUUGAAUUGAUGAAACAAGCAAUAUACCAGGCGAGGAACAGGAUGACAUUUAUGCAGGAUUUAAGAAACCGGCAUAGGAGAUCAGGGUUGUACAAAUUGGGGUUCCUUUUCGCAAAAGCAGAUCAGGCUGGUAAAACGUUUUCCUCUGUGUCGCAGAAGAGUAUUCGGAUGUGUAACAUGAUCAGGCAAGGUUUCGCGGGGGUUUACCGUCCAUACCACAGCUACAUCGACAUCGCUUACGCCCUCGAGAGAAUGGAGACUAAGUGGUUUGAUGUAGACCUGUUGUCAGAUCUGAUAGUAUCCAACGACAACAUGGUCAAACAUCAAAUAUUUACAAACACAAGUUUAAAAUCUCCCAGGGACCUUGCAAGCUCUUUUGAUAAAAUGUUUAUGGAAUAA